This is a messenger RNA of Hydra vulgaris (swiftwater hydra), 990 nucleotides long. Lineage: Eukaryota; Metazoa; Cnidaria; Hydrozoa; Anthoathecata; Hydridae. The record is from RefSeq and is a predicted model, not a curated record.
AACUAUCUACAUUAUUUUCUCAUCUCAUGAUAAUAAAUUUGCAACUUCCUUCAAUAAACAGACAACUGGAAGACAUGAUUAGACAAGCUGAAGCCAUCAAAAAUAUUAAUUUAAUUGAGAUACCUACAGAGCCAACAUCACACAAUAACCUUUUAAAUUUUGAACCAAAUAAGAAAUUAGAUAAUCAAUGGCAGCCUAAUAAAUUUAAGAGAACAAGAAAAGGAAAUAGGAAAAAGGAAAUAAAAUCAUAUCAAUAUCCUGCACAAAACCAAAAAGAGGAGAUAGUUCUGAAAUUGUCUCAGCAACAUGUUGAUCUAAUUCAUGAUAAGCAAAAUACAAGAGUAUGCGAUAACAUUGAACCAAGUGAUUUCACUAACACUCUCAUUACGCAUGGCGCUCACCAACUAUCUUUUAUUUCCCUUUUAACAUUAGAAAACAUUAUACCAUCUGACGUUUUGUUUAAUUUAAAAAAAAGCACUCCAAGUUUUCAAAAAGGCUGGCUUCAAGAUGAAGUAAUAGGAGGUUUUCUGCAUUGCUUAGGAAAAAGGUACCCUUUAAUUAAAUAUUUAGGUCCAACUGAAGCAUUAGCUUUCAGCUGUUCAAGAAGUUUAAGGCUUUUAUGGAAAGAUGUUGAUACUAAAGUUAUAGAACAAGUUUUUAUUCAUUUUAACCCAACUAAUUCUCAUUGGAUUUUAAUACAUCUAAAAGUUAUAACAAAAGAAGUAACUCUACUUGAUCCACUCCAUUGCAUUAUUAUGCCAAAUAAUUUAUCACACAAUAAAUCCAUUGCUGUUGCUAAAGACCUUUUUAGACUAAAAUUUAACAUUUUAAACCCAACUGUUAUUUCAGCCCCAAGUCAUUGUUUACAGAAGGAUAGUUACAACUGCGGUGUUUACGUAUGCUAUUAUGCAUUACAUCUUUGUGAAGAUUUGCAAGAACACAUCCUUUGAGAAGAACUAUUGGGUGCAAUGCACAAAAUGUCCACAGUGG